AUGUCGGACGAUAUUCCCGCGUUAUUGACUGAGAUUUUAGCCUGCAAAGUUCCGAAGGAGGCCACCGAGAAAUUUGCCAACUUACUCAAGAUUGUUUCUCAAACAAGUGGUGAUGUAUUAUUGCAGCACGUGAAUCACAUUGUUCUUGAGAUCUCACAAGAAUCCGUCACCGUUAUUGUGACCAAAAAACUUUGUGAUGAAUUGAUUAGCUGUGUCAGUCGUAUACAAGAUGAUCAGUUGGCUAUGGAUGCACUCCAACUCAUUCUCAAUCGAAUGUUAUCACGAAACAUUGCUUUCGAAUCGCAGAUUGUGGAACUUCGUGACCAGCUGUCUCGGAGGCUCGAGUCAAUGGGUCGUCUCCGAGAGGCUGCUUCCGUUCUGUCCGAGAUUCCACUUGAAAGUGGACAGCGCACUUAUUCCGUGAACUACAAGAUGGAAAUUUACCUCAGAAUAGCAGAGUACUAUUUGAAGAUGCGAGAAGUUCCCGAAGCUGAGGCCUACAUCAAUCGAGCCUCACUGCUCCAACCGGAAUGUCAAGACCAAUAUUUGUUGCUGCGGUACAAAACCGCAUACACCCACUUGCUCGACUUUAAGCACAAAUUCCUCGAGGCCGGGCAACGCUAUGCGGAACUGUCUAUCCGAUUUCCAUGGUUGGAUGAGUCUGAGCGCUUGGCAUUUCUGGAGCGUGCUCUCGCCGCUGCUCUUCUUGCUGGCGCUGGACACCAACGCACUCGUCUUUUGGCCACGUUGUAUAAGGAUGAACGAUGCCAAAGUUUCGAGGCGUAUCCUUUGUUAGAAAAGAUGUACAGGGGUCGCCUGAUCGAUUGUUCGUCUCUGCGCAGUUUGCAAUCUCUAUUCGAGAAGUUUUACCCCCACUUACUGGAGUCCACCUCAUCUACUUUUGCAGAAAAACCGCCCAGUGGCUCCAGCAUUCUCACUGGUGGCCAGUCUGUGCAGCAUCUUCUGAAGCGCGCAGUCGUUGAACAUAACAUGAUCGCAGCAAGCCUGAUUUACAACAAUAUUAGCCUGGCUAAUUUGGGCGAUUUGUUGGAAAUUUCUGCAGAAGAACUAACUCAAGUCGUGAGCGUUUUCAGCUAG
Messenger RNA from Dicrocoelium dendriticum, 1098 nucleotides. The record is from the annotation of a GenBank genome assembly. NCBI's taxonomy places the organism in Eukaryota, Metazoa, Platyhelminthes, Trematoda, Plagiorchiida, Dicrocoeliidae.